AUGUGCUGCUCCCCUUGCUGCCAGCCCACCUGCUGCAGGACCACCUGCUGCAGAACCACCUGCUGCAGGCCCAGCUGCUGUGGGUCCUGCUGCUGCCAGCCUUGCUGCCGCCCUUGCUGUGUGAGCAGCUGCUGCCGGCCUUGCUGCUGUAGCACUCCUUGCUGCCAGCCCAGCUGCUGUGGGUCCAGCUGUGGUGGGUCCUGCUGCUGCCAGCCUUGCUGCUGCUGCUCCCCUUGCUGCCAGCCCACCUGCUGCAGGACCACCUGCUGCAGAACCACCUGCUGCAGCCCUUGCUGUGGGCCCUGCUGCUGCCACCCAACCUGCUGUCAGACCACCUGCUGCAGGACCACCUGCUGCCGCCCCUGCUGUGUGAGCAGCUGCUGCCAGCCUUGCUGCUGUUGCACUCCCUGCUGCCAGCCCAGCUGCUGUGGGUCCUGCUGCUGCCAGCCUUGCUGCCGCCCAACCUGCUGUCAGACCACCUGCUGCAGGACCACCUGCUGCCGCCCCUGCUGUGUGUCCAGCUGCUGCCAGCCUUGCUGCUGCUGCUCCCCUUGCUGCCAGCCCACCUGCUGCAGGACCACCUGCUGCAGAACCACCUGCUGCAGGCCCAGCUGCUGUGGGUCCUGCUGCUGCCAGCCUUGCUGCCGCCCUUGCUGUGUGAGCAGCUGCUGCCGGCCUUGCUGCUGCCCAACCUGCUGUCAGACCACCUGCUGUAGGACCACUUGUUGCCAGCCCAGCUGCUGCUGCUGCCAGCCUUGCUGCUGUAGCACCCCCUGCUGCCAGCCCACCUGCUGUGGGUCCUGCUGCUGCCAGCCUUGCUGCUGCCCCAGUUGCUGCUGCACGCCCUGCUGCCAACAGGUUUGCUGCUGUCCUGUGCACGUCUGCAGAACCUGCUACUACCCCACCUGCUGCUGCGUGCCUGGGUGCAUAGCCUAUGACUGCGGAUCCUGCUGCUGCCAGCCUUGCUGCUGCUGAUCACCCUGCCAGACAACCUGCUGUCAGACCGCGUCUGCAUCUCCAAGAUGUAGGUCUGAGACUCCAGUUACAUCGGUUGGCAAGCUGUGGUUGCUGUCACUGCUCAUUUGUGGUUGUCACUGA
Molecule: messenger RNA, 1098 nt
Organism: Miniopterus natalensis
Lineage: Eukaryota; Metazoa; Chordata; Mammalia; Chiroptera; Miniopteridae
Source: RefSeq, a predicted model, not a curated record